Molecule: messenger RNA, 7598 nt
Organism: Rhineura floridana
Lineage: Eukaryota; Metazoa; Chordata; Lepidosauria; Squamata; Rhineuridae
Gene: FNBP1
Product: formin binding protein 1
Exons: 19
Coding region: 367-2343 (658 amino acids)
Biological process (GO): endocytosis; signal transduction
Molecular function (GO): protein binding
Source: RefSeq, a predicted model, not a curated record
UCCUUGUCUGGGUCCCCUCCCAUGAGUACUCCAAGGCUGCUGCCUGCUUGCUCCGGCUGCUGCUGUCGCCGCUCUGGCCAUUUUGCUCGGGAGGCAGCAAUGAAGAGGUAGCAACAAUCGCCCCAAGACGGCGGAGACAGGGAGAGCAGCACACCCAGAAGGCUAAGAGCCAGGAAGAAUAACAUCGACAUAAAGCGAGAGAUUUUCUUGCAAGCUUAUGCUCUGUUUGCAAACGGUUUGGAGGGGUGCCUGCCUCUUUUGGGAGGUGGCUGGGGAAGGAAAAAGGGGUCCGGACCCCCCAGCGUUGGAAAUUGCGCUCAGCGUUUCCGCCAGGACCAGCCCCCUCGCCCACCCCUAGCUGGAGCCAUGAGCUGGGGGACCGAGCUAUGGGAUCAAUUUGACAACCUUGAAAAACACACGCAAUGGGGUAUCGACGUUCUGGAGAAAUACAUCAAGUUUGUAAAAGAGAGGACAGAAAUUGAAAUCAACUAUGCAAAGCAACUUAGGAAUCUUUCGAAGAAAUACCAGCCCAAAAAGAACUCCAAAGAAGAAGAUGAAUACAAGUAUUCGUCCUGUCGCGCCUUCUUAGCCACUUUGAACGAGAUGAAUGACUACGCCGGGCAACACGAGGUCAUUUCGGAGAACAUGACCUCUCAAAUCACCACUGAGCUGGCCCGCUACGUGCAAGAGUUGAAGCAAGAGAGGAAAACGCACUUCCAUGAUGGCCGCAAAGCGCAGCAGCACAUUGAGACCUGCUGGAAACAGCUUGAAUCGAGUAAAAGAAGGUUUGAACGGGAUUGCAAAGAAGCCGACAGAGCGCAGCAGUAUUUCGAAAAGAUGGAUGCUGAUAUCAACGUAACAAAAGCGGAUGUCGAAAAGGCGCGGCAGCAAGCCCAGCUCCGUCAUCAGAUGGCAGAAGACAGCAAAGCCGAAUACUCGUCCACGUUGCAGAAAUUCAAUCAGGAACAGCAUGAACAUUAUCACUCGCAUAUACCCAACAUUUUCCAGAAAAUACAAGACAUGGAAGAGAGGAGGAUAGUCAGGAUAGGCGAAUCCAUGAAGACCUUUGCAGAGGUGGACCGGCAAGUCAUCCCCAUCAUUGGGAAGUGCCUGGAUGAGAUAACAACAGCGGCGGAAUCCAUAGAUCAGAAGAAUGAUUCCCAGUUGGUCGUAGAAGCCUUCAAGUCCGGUUUUGAGCCUCCGGGUGAAGUUGAUUUCGAGGACUUCACCCAGCCAAUCAAGCGAACGGUCUCCGAGUCCAGCCUUUCAAACUCCAGAGAAGGCAAAUCGGAAUCUAGAUUCAGCACCAAGUCCAAGGGGAAGUUGUGGCCGUUCAUUAAGAAAAAUAAGCUUAUGUCCCUUUUAACAUCCCCCCAUCAGCCCCCUCCCCCUCCCCCUUCUGCCUCGCCCGCUGCUGCUCCCAAUGGCCCCCACUCUCCCAAGCAACAGAAGGAACCCCUCUCCCAUCGCUUCAACGAGUUCAUGACCUCCAAACCCAAAAUCCAAUGCUUCCGGAGCCUAAAACGCGGGCAACAGUCUCAGUCUUUGUAUUUUCACAAAGAGUUCAUGAAGAGGACUUUAGGGAAGCCCACGUAUGCCCUUGAGGCUAGAGAAUACGUUCUCUCUCUCAAGCUGAUAACUUUGAAUAUGCAGGUCUGGAAUCUAAUGGAGGGUGGUGGCCCGGAGGAUUUCAGCAAUCUGCCCCCUGAGCAAAGGCGAAAAAAACUCCAGCAAAAAGUGGACGAGCUGAACAAGGACAUCCAGAAGGAGCUAGAUCAAAGAGAUGCCUUAACAAAAAUGAAAGAUGUCUAUAUCAAGAACCCACAGAUGGGAGAUGCGGCCAGUGUGGAUCUCAAGUUGGGCGAGCUUGCACAAAACCUGGAGAGGCUGAGGCUAGAAGUGCAGAAGUUUGAGGGCUGGCUAGCCGAGGUGGAAGGCCGGUUGCCUGCACGGACUGACACGACACGCCGUCAGAGCGGGAUGUACGAGCCUCAGAACACCUUGACGGUCAAUAACUGCGCCCAGGAUCGCGAAAGCAGUCCGGAUGGCAGUUACACAGAGGAACCGAGCCAGGAGAGUGAGAUGAAAGCGCCAGCGCCAGAAUUCGACGACGAGUUUGAUGAUGAGGAGCAGCUGCCCACCAUUGGGACGUGCAAAGCUCUGUAUACCUUUGAAGGUCAGAACGAAGGAACCAUUUCGGUCACGGAAGGGGAAACGCUCUACGUCAUCGAGGUAGACAAAGGUGACGGCUGGACGCGGAUCCGGAAGAACGAAGACGAAGAAGGCUAUGUCCCCACCUCCUACGUUGAAGUCUUUUUGGAGAAGAAUGCCAAAGAUUCCUAAAAGUGUUGGUUGCUGAUGACAAGCGCCUCGGGGCGAGCUGGGCACAGGAGAAACCAAUGGUCUGGUUUUGAUUUUGAUUUUUUUUUUUUACAAAAAGCACCCUAUUCCCACGAGGGUUUGCUUUUUGUUAAAGCCUCUGUUACAUGAGACUCCCCCAUUUUGAAACGGACCCAGCAUAAAACUCUUGUUCUGAAACUGCAUCCCAUUCUGGCUCCCGACAUCACCAUUGCUUGCUAAAACUGUCCGGCAUGGCACCUGCUGCAUCAAACUAACCCACUCUCCUCUCCCUCUUCCACCGCGGGGUUUGGCUAGGGUCUCUUAAUGGGGAACAGAACCAAAAACCUUCCCGGCGUUUAUUUUUCCAACAAAUGGGUACAGGAUUGCACCCUGAGCUGUGCAACCGCCUCAAGGCUGGUGCAAGCAACCAGGUGCCGAAUUUGCCCAUUUAGAUUAGCUAGUGAGCAGACACAGUGGCGAGCAAACCAUCGCUAUGAGGACCGUGUUCCCCCGUUACACUGCACACAGCGGUCCCAUGCAGACGUUGUGUUUUGUUAGGCCUACGUGAAAAUAUUUGGGGCGUACACCUAGGCAACAGUGUAAUGUGUGAAGGGACACCCUCCUCCCGCAGGAACCAAACCAGCAAUUGAGCUGGUGCAUGCCAGUUGCUCAGAAAAAAACCUUUUCAGAAAAAACUGGAUGGUUUGUGGUGUCUUUGCACCAUAAAGCAAGCCAGUCCUUCCUCAGAUGGCUCUUGUUCCAGAGGGUCUUGUGUCUUUCCCUAGUUUCCGCUCUUAGGGAUUGCAUUUGGUUUUCCUCCUGUCCCUACAGCGGGCAGCCCUUUUCCUUUAGUCCAGAGGUAGAUUUGUUCUGUUUCUUUGCCCAUCAUCAAGGAUUUAUCGGAGAGCCCCAGAGUGCUUGCUGGGGUCUGGAGCAUGCUAUCACUCAGCUGACAACAGGUUGUUUUUUUUAAAUAGAUAUGCCUGUCAGCCUGGGGCUCUUCCCCUGGCAGAAGCCUCACCAAAGCCCCCUUUUGCAAAACCCCCGCCUACCUGUACGCCCAACAUUGAUGUGCCUACGCAUGCUUCUUGCCAGCCAGCCAGUUUUCUGCAGACCUCUGUUUCUGCCGUCUCUCCGCCCGCAUGCUCGCCCUGUUGCCUUGCCUGCGCCCACCUUUUUUUAAAAAAGGUGCUCAUUUUUAAUCUCUCUGCUGUUCUUAAUUUAUUUGGCUCUUCUGUUUAGCAGCUCAAGACCAUCCCUGCUCCUUCUGCAUGCUGUCUUCUCCUGAUCUUGCAUUUAUUUAUUUCUGUUUUUCCCAAACGCUGAAGCAAAAUUGCACUCCAGUUCAUUUCCCCCCUCCCUCCCUCCCUCCCUCCCACUUCCCCUCCCAUCUUUACUAGAACAUCGUAGCCCAGCACUUGGGGUCUGUUUCUAAUUCCCUUUUCAGUGACAUGACCGGGUCACGCUGGUGAGGCUGCAAUGUCACUUCCAACAACACACCGCCGUGGGUGACUGGUGAGAGGUGGUUUGCUUGCUGCAUAAACGUCACAAACUUUGGGUUUUGAACUCAUGCCUUCCUCUGCCAAAGGCCUGCAGGUCUUGAAUCAUGUGGAGCCCAGUAAAGCUCAUUUCGACAGUGGCUGGCGGAUCACCGAAAGAGUCCACCCCGUGUGUUUCAAGUGUAUUAUCAUAGGUAAAGGAAUAUGCUGGAGGAAAGGCCCAGCUCGCCUUCAACAGAACCAGAUCUAGUUCACACGCGCACACCGGUCACAUGGGGAACCAUUGUUACAUGCGAAUGGACCAUCACAGAUAAAACCACCACUGCUAGAACUUUCAUUAUCACCCCAGGCACAAUGCUUUUUCAAUGAAGGCCAUUUGAGGUCAACAAAUGCUGCGUGCGUGAGGUGGUGCAGAGAGCAGAUUUUAAGACUGAGAGGUUGAGUUCAAUGUCCAAGUACCAAACGCAACAUUGUGUUGGGUGAAUUAGAGCUGGUAAUCUGCCAAACUGGGAAGGCCCAUUGGCUCAGUGGUAGAGCACCAUCUUUCCAUGGAGAGCCGCUGCCAGUCAGCGUAGUGUAGGGCUGGGGAGGAGGGGGCUGUCCUGCUGUUCUUGGUGCCCCAGCUCCCUUCAGUCCCAGGCAGCAUGGCCAAUGAGCACGGGUGAUGGGAGUUGGAGUCCAGUAACAUCUGGAAUGCUGCGGGUUCGCCGCCCCUCAUGGGCACACCGAGCUAGAUGGGCCAAUGGUUUGAUCCUGCAAUUCAGGUCUGGGGAACCUUUGGUCCUCCAGCACUUGCUAAAUUACAACUCUCAUUGGCCUCCAGCAAGCAUGGCCAGGCAUGAUGAGAGUUGUAGUUCAGCAACAUCUGGAGGGCCAAAGAUCCCCCAACACCUGCUGUAAGUGAUAACUUCCACAUGUGUGCUCGUGCACCUCUAAUGCUUACCCAGAUCCUGAAAAUUUUCACUAGGGUUCUGCCUUUCCAAUCAGUAGCAAAAAGCUUAGGAAAGAUCUUCCUGUGUCACAGUUGGGAAUGGCAAAACUCCCUUCCUGUCUCCCUCUUGCAAGUUAAGGUAAUAAAACACUCUCUCUUCCUUUCGUUGCACAGGGAAGGUGGUGACUGGAAAGAUCCAUCCCCAGUCCCUGCCUGUGUGUAGCCAGGCAUUCAAACUUUGCCACAGCAGCCUGGGGCAAAAGCAUGUGCCACACUGCUGGGGUAAUGCAUAGGACAGAGCCCACUGAGCUGCCUAAAAUCUUCGUCACUUUCAGCAUGUCCUGCCCAAACUCAUAGAACUCGGACGUAGCUGUAGUUUUUUUCUUUUAUUGAAGAGAAAGUUUCAGUUCAAUGCGCUUCAUGAAUCUACCUAUGUAUUACUCGGAACUCAGCAUCCCUCUCUAGCUAACUAGGCACAAUUUGGUGGCCAUAAGAUGUCGACUCGGCGACUAACCCUUGUGCCCAGCUUAAAUAGGGCUGGGCAGGCUGCCUGCUUGCAUGUACCCCGAGUGACUGUUGGAGGCGGGCACGCAAGCGCAGACUCCUGAGCUGCGAUUGUUGAAUCUCUGGCCGCAUUCGCCUCCUGGACUGGGGCAAAGGAAGGGCCUUGGUCUCUGUCCCAUCCUCUCCCUCUGUGGGGGGGAGGGCUGUCCAGUGGUGGCGCAGGCACUGGAAGUGGCGCCUCAUCAGGUGGAGGGGUGUCAGGCGGGUCUGGUGGCCUCUCCAGGGGGGGUGUCUGAGACUGCUGGAGGUGACCCAUCAAUGUCCAGAGUGGGGGCCACUUCAUCAUCCCUCGGUGGGUCCUUCCCCAACUGGAACGUCCCAGUCCAAGUCCUCCGCGCUCCCCUCCUGCUCUUUGGUCCAUCCCCUGCUAGCAUGGCACACGACACAGUCAAAUGCUUGCUUCUAUGGAGCUGUAGGCUAUUAGCACUCCUUUCUGACAUCAGCAGGAAGGCCCACGCGGGUAUGAAGCCCACAGCGGAAGGCAGUGCCUACAGCUUUUUGGUUUCCAGUGGCAAUGUUCAUACCAUCCGUUCGUCCGGACAGUAAAAUAAGACAAUAGGAUCAGCUCCUUCUCCUGCAUUUUGGUGCCACUGAUGUAAGACUAAGAGAGAAAAGUCUGCUUUUCGAUAUACAGACACAUUACAUAAAUAUAUACAUAUAUUGAAGCUAGGCGGACAGUAUAUUAUUGUCACCCUACUGGGAACAUCUAAACAAUUGCAAUGUCCACAUGGCUUUGUCACACGCUAGGAGGAGCAUUGCUUCUGCCAGUAUAACUAGUCCGUGAAGAGACCAGUCCCGGAGUUUUUACAAACUGGCAGCUUCGUGGCAAAUUCCUGCUCCUCUGAGGAUGUGGCGACGGGACAAAAAACCCCAAACAUUUUAGCCACCUUGGAGUAAAAAUGCCGCCUCCUUUCUUGCUAGAUGCACAUUUCAGGGAAGUGAUGCCAGAGGCACUUUUCACAUCCUUACCUUAGCACAGAAUUGGCAGUCAACGAGGAAGGUGAAAAAUCGAUGUGUCCUAUUUUUUUUCUAGCAGCAGGACUGAUUUGCAGGCAUUGUGCCCUGUUCCAUUUAGUCAGUGCUUGUUUUGCCACUCGCUCCAGGCAUGAAAUUUGAGAAAACUCUUUAAAGCGGCAACAAUUUAAAGUAGGGGAACACGAGCUGGAGAGGUCACCUAUUGGCCAGCACCUGUGGCAUCACUAACCCACUUCCCUCCUUUUCCCCGAGAGAAUGUGUGUGUGCAUGCGUCUAGUUUGGAGUACGGUGAUAAAAACUGAGAAUGGACACACAUACAAAUAAGUGGAUGUGACCCUUUAAAUAUGCUUAAAGAAAAAAGUUGACUGUUCUCAAGUGGAUCCAGCCUUUGAGUCAAUACAGAUUCAGAAUGUAUGUUCAUAAAGCAAGUUGUGAAGUCAGGGGGUGCCAUACCUGCAGUGGCUGAUCUUAAAGUCAUUCAGAAAAGUGGUCUCUUCAACAGGAGUGUCUUGUGUCAUCCAUGUCAAGGCUCUCAGUUCAUCCUGCUGGCUGCCACGUGGGUCACCUUGUGGAUUUUUCUUUUUGGACCCACAAAACGCGUAGGGACAUCCAUGCCUUAGACAUCUCCCCAAUUCACAAUGGCCCAGUGACCCUGGAAACGCCGAAGUGCAGCUCUGGGCACAGAAAGGGAUGUGUAGCCUCUGCUAAGAUGAAAGGAACAUAAGAGCUCCACACGUGCUUAGGGAGCACAGACGGAGCCCCGAGGUAGAGCCUUGGAAUUUAACUUGAAGAUGUAUUGGGCAACUAGUUUAUAAAAACUCCUUGUGGCUUUCAUGAUCCUAACGAAUAGAAAACAUUUGAUCCUUGCCUCUAAAACAAACUCACCCUUUGCGCCCGGCUCCCUAAUCUCUCACACCCCCUUUCUUAACAUCUGUAAAUAAACAGAGAAAAGGAACAUAUUUCCUGAAAAGUGGUGUUUUAAUGCUGAAUAUUUUUCAAAGGUUCUUGCUGCAUACUGAUUCCAUCCCUUCAUGCUUGAAGUGUCAAAAGAUAAAGAAAAAUAAGCCAAAUUAUAUUUUAACAUAUAAUGUCAAGCACUUUUUUUUAUUAAAAAGAAAUCAUUUCUGUGUGUUUAGGCACUGGAUUCUUUUACGUCGGUUUCAGUAGCAACUUAAUGUACGUGUGCAUAUGGUUUCAUAGCCCCAAAAAGUGUGUAAAAACUGGUUCUGGUGUUUGACCCAUUUGUCUCUGGUGACAGAAUUCUAUCAAAUAAAGUGCUUCCAUUUGAA